CUACUCUAAACUAUGAACUAUCAGUAGGAGUGCGCCUCCAGCGGUCUGUCGCACAGAGCAAUUCCGGCCGUACUCGUAGUAGUGUGCUACGUGCUAGCGAGUCUUGCCUGUAGGAUCUGUAGAUCUGUAGCUGAUGACGUGAUCAACAACCAUCAUCGUCGUCUCGAACUCUCAAUCGAAUCAUGUCAUGAUCAGACAUCAUCCCUUUCUUUUUCUUGAGCACCUAAUCUAGACUCGGUCAUAACCGGUACUGCAUACCGAUAUACCUACCAAGGGCCUCCAGAAUCAACGGAUCCCCCGAACAAAACAGUAUCGACGAGCGAUCACGAACACCAACGAACGUAACACGAACUAGAACAACCCGCUAACGAUCGAGAAGCUGGACGGCUGGUCAACUCUCUCCUCGAAGCAUCCCGCUCACGAUGACCCUCUCGCCACUCUAUCUGGCGCUUCUCAGGGUAUAUCACUACUUCCCGCUCCAUUCCCCCGUCACGCUCUGGCUGGUCAACGGGGCUUGGGGCAGGUUCUCCGCAAAAGGGGGAAAGGAGGGGUGGUAUUUGGAUGGGAACAAGGCUUGGGCUGUUAUGGAGAUCGUCUCGCCGUUGACGUUCAUCACGACCGUUCUCUUCAACUGCGACGUUUCAGGAUUGAGUACGGGGAGCAAGGUCGCCAUCUCCAUGUACCUCCUACACUACUCCAUCCGCUCUAUCAUCUCCCCCCUCAUCCUCGCACCCCAACGAGCACCACAACAUGCCAGCGUCACCCUGAGCGCGAUGGGGUUCAACCUGAUGAACGGGUAUAUCAUGGGAGGGUGGUUGGCAGAGGAUCCCGGAAGGGGGGUCGGGGAGAGGUUUGGAGGGUGGUCCUGGGUGGCUGUUGUCGGGUGGGCGGUCGGGUUGGCUGGGAAUGUCUACCACGACGAGAUCCUCCAUUCUCUCCGCGGCCGAGCAUUGAUCUUUGACGCCGUUCCUUCCCUUCGACCGAACGUACCCGCCGAUGCUCCGAAUACCAAGGUACACAUCAAGCAAGAUGACAAGGAGGAUAACAAGACCGGGGGCAAGGUCUAUGAGAUCCCGCAAGGAGGAUUGUUCUAUUGGGUGACUUUUCCUAAUUACCUGUGUGAAUGGUUCGAAUGGACUUGUUAUGCCAUCCUCACCUCGCCGUCUUUCACACUCCGAUCACCAGCUCCUGCCGUACUCGUUUCACAAGCUCAGAAACGGCAGUACCCCGAAUUCGUGGUGGACCUCAUCCGACUACUGGGCCGACUCCCUCUCCCCUCAUUCACCACGAGCAACGGUCUACGGGAACAGGAAGCGCUCCUCCUAAGCCCGCCGUGGAUGUUCUUGGUGGCCCUGCUCGCGGCGAUGAUCCCGAGGGCGAUCAACGGGCAGAGGUGGUACGAACAGACGUUUGGGGCGAGGUGGCGAGGUAGCGGGAGGGAGGGGGGGAGGUGGGCGUGUCUGCCGGGGUUGUUGUAG
This is a messenger RNA of Filobasidium floriforme, 1478 nucleotides long. RefSeq lists its product as uncharacterized. NCBI's taxonomy places the organism in Eukaryota, Fungi, Basidiomycota, Tremellomycetes, Filobasidiales, Filobasidiaceae. Gene Ontology annotation, biological process: lipid metabolic process. Bases 423 to 1478 code for a protein of 351 amino acids. The transcript has 5 exons. Gene Ontology annotation, molecular function: oxidoreductase activity, acting on the CH-CH group of donors. The record is from RefSeq and is a predicted model, not a curated record.